AGCUCGGUUACUAGGCAACGGCAGAGUUUACACGUUGCUGUGGAGACGGCAAACGCCACUCCUUUCAUGAGUUGCUGUUUUACUCAUCUCCUUGUUGUUUUGUUUUUUCUUUUUAACAAGAAAGAAGAUGGGAGGAAUAUUUGUAAUGUGAUUAAUUAUGUUGAAAUGAACAAAUAAAAGCAUACAUUUAGGUUUAGCUUGAGAAACUGAAACUGAAAGCCUUUAUUGACAAAGAAAGUCUCAUUGAGAAGACCAAAGAGUGUCCGGCAGCAUGACAACAACCGCUUUUGUCCUUGAAGGAAAACCAAGACUUGUUUCUAAAAUUAAAACCCAUUUUCUUGGAUUAAAAAACAACAUUUUAAAUCUUUCUUUUUUUAUUUCUGCAUGUAGUAUUAGUAACAGUGUCAUAUUUCGUGCGUGGCCUGAGAUUAACGUUUCAUAACAGGCACACAGGAUAUUGGAAUCCUUGAAAUUCAAUAAAAGUCACUACAAACUAAACGCAGCAGUCGCUUGGCCCGUCAAAGUAAAAGCCCCAAAAUAUUACAAAACCGGUCGUGUUUUUGAUUAAUACGACUAAAGAAUGUUUGAACCUUUCCUCCAAGUGAACCUGAAGAAGAAAGACCAUCACUAGUACAACAAAUAGUUGCACCAUAAAUGUCCCAUGAAGUCAGUUGUGUCAUUGUUUUGAUCAGAAUCAGGGUCAUAUUAUAGCCCCCCCCUAUACACUCUCUCCAGCACAAUGACAGUAUGGGAUCUCUAGCCUAUAUGUUGAGCUACAAUUUGAGCCCCAGAGCCUGAAGAGGCGACUCGCUGGCCCCCGCAAAGCUUCACUAAAUCUGCAGCUGCACAUCAGCCGCCCCCCCCCCGAGAUCACAGGGCCCGGGAAGGGGGGUGUCAGGGUGUCACACUGUUUCACACAUGAGACCGGACCAGACAAUAGAUUCAGGAUCACGGCGAACGUACAAAACAACAAGAGGAGAUCCAGGAAACAUGAUACAACAUGACGUCAUUCGAUAGAGGACCUGUGGGUGGAAAGUGAUUCUAUUUCAUCUCUGGUCGUUCAUGAUUGAGGAUUCAUGUAAUUUCUCAGCUUGUAAUAAAACAACACGUAUGGUUCUGAUCAUCAACAAGGAGAGUAAUGUCCAGAAUGUAUGACCUCUUUCCUCCAUCUACACUAGACGGUGCAAGUAAACAGCUCCUCGUGUGCACGGUUAAAUGUACUACAAUUCAAAGUACUGCAUUGCUUACUACUAUAAACUCAAAAAUGUACUCUAAUGUAAAGGAUAGCUGCAAUGGCAGAUUUUACACACAUGUUGUAGUCCUGCUCUCAAUAGACAAGUUACUAGGUGGCAAUAUUCAAAGUCUUAUCAUAGUCUCUUCAUCUUAACCUUGAGCCAGGUGCUUUGAUGUGCAUCUUUAGUGUUCAGGGGAAUGAAGACCAAACUUUAUCUUUGAAGAAACACAAACGAUAAUUGCUUUCUCAACCCUCUUGGCACAAAGGAGAAUCCUAUUGGACUGGAAGUCACCUCGCCCUCCCAACUCCUCCUUGUGGUUAAAGGACCUGGUGUUCUUCUUAAAGUUGGAGAAAAUCAAGUUGUUAGUGCGGGUACAUCCUGAGAAAUUCAAAUCCACUUGGGGCUCGAUCAUACAAUACUUUGAUAAAAUGAAGACUCUCACUGGACCCAUAAUGUUGAUGUAUGAUCCACUACUGGUUUCUGGUUGUCUGUACUUCCCUCCUACACCAAAUGUAGUACUUUGUGUACCAACUACUGUACUGUAAUGUGCUUUUUGGCAAUUGAGGCGGUGUGAUUUGUUCUGUGUUGGGGGGGAUUUAACUAACUUACAAAAAAAAAGAAAAGAACGCAUGAUGAUAAGUGUUGUAUUUUCAACUUGGAAAAAGUAUUAUACAGUCUGUCAACUUCACUACAUUCAUGUGAUUAUAACGUCACACCCACGCUUUACUUUUGGUACUUUUGUAAUUUUGAAUUUAGGAAUGAUUUUUAUACAUACUUUUUGUAGUACACAUUUAUAGUAUAUAUGAGUUAAUCUUACAUGGUUGUAAAUGAUGUUUCACAUAAAACAUUUAUUCAACUGUUCGUUCCUUUCAUUUUUAGCUGCUUUCUAAGCUCAGAUUUGAUCUGUUAUUUUCUUUUCAGGGGGGGGGGGGGCUUUUGGGGUCUAGAAUGUCAGACUCCCGGCAAAGACCCCGGCUUAGCUUGACACAAUAGCACACGUAGCCCGGCUAUAUUUAAGAGCGGCCAGGUGUCGACCCGCUCACGCCCCUCGGCCCCAUCGCCCCCCCGGUUACUCGCCUCGGGACAGAACUGUUGGGUGCUGCACGUCUCGCAGAGUGAUGGACACUCAUGAAGAAUAUGCUGAAGAGGAGCUCAGUGACUACAUCAUCCAGCUCAGUAUUCAAGACUCCUGCCAAGAUGCCUUUCUGAAAUCUGCAGCAAGUUUAGGAGCAGCGACGGAUGAAAAUCUGAAGGUCCUGGCAGCCAUUGAGCAAGGUGAGGUCCUGAUGCUGAGGGGGAUGCUGAGGCACACCUUCGCCUUCAGGGAGCGGGACAGUCGCGGCUGGCUUCCCCUCCAUCGAGCCGCCUCGCAGCCGGUCCUGGAGAUUCUGCAGACCGUCCUGACAUCGGGUGCUCGGGGGCUCGGCCUGGAGGAGAGGACGGCCGUGGGGGGGGAGACGCCGCUGACACUUGCGGUGAAAGCCGUGCUAGUGCACAACGUGAGGACCCUACUGGAGCACGGGGCCUCGCCUCUCAACACCAACGGCAGCAACGAGUCGCCGCUGCUGCUCGCGGUGAAGGCCGGCUCGUGCGAGAUGACGUCCACGCUGAUGGAGCACAACGCCUGGGUGGAUCAGGUCUGCUGCAGGAAGAGGACGGCGAUGCACGAGGCGGCCGCGGCCGGCGACGUGGACGUCCUUAUGCUGCUGCUGAGGAACGGCGGCCGUGUCAACCAGAGGGACGAAUCGGGCAGGACGCCGCUCGCCUUGGCUGCGGAGCACGGGCACUUCCACGUGGCUGAGAUUCUGCUGAACUGUGGUAGCUCAGUGAACUCCCAGGCCUGUAACGGGGAAAGCGUUCUGAUGGACGCGGCCGGGUCCGGAAGCACCGCCUGCAUUCAGCUGCUGCUGGACAACGGAGCCGACCCCAACCUGCCGAGUGCCACCGGUCACCUGCCCGUCCACAAGGUGGCGCACGCUGGACACUACGAUGCCCUGAAGAGGCUGCUGCCUUUGACUACCAAGAAGGCCAUCAAAGAGGCGGGCCAGAGCCCGGUGCACUCGGCGGCGGAGGGAGGCCGGCGCCACUGCCUGAAGCUCCUGUUGGCCCGCGGCUUCAACGUCAACUACCGCAUGGAUGCCAGAAACUCCGAAAGCUACCGGGAUAUGCGGAGGAGCGCCUUGUACUUUGCCGUCUCCAACGGGGACGUGGACUGCACCCGGCUGCUGCUAGCGGCCGGGGCGAGGACGGACCUGGACCCGCUGUGCUGCCUCCUGGUGGCGGUCCGCUCGGGGCGCCACGAGAUCGUCAAGCUGCUGCUGACGGCCAAGGCCGACGUGAACCGCUGCUUCGCGGUGGUGAGCGACACGGUGUUUCCCACGGCGCUGCAGUACUGCCUGAAGGACGAGGCGAUGAUGAGGCUGCUCCUCAACGCCGGCUAUGAGGUGGAGAGGUGCUUCCGCUGUCACCAUGACGACACCCUGCGUGCGCCGAAUGAGGCGGGGGGCGAAAUACCUUUCUGCGAGUUCAUGAGCCUCUGCUGCGUGGUGCACCUCUCUGGGGCCGUGGUCCGGACCCUGCUGGACUACGUGGGCCACGUCCACAUCUGCUCCAAACUCAGGCUGCUCCUGGAGGGGCAGAGGGAGUGGCCCGAAAUACGUGACGUCCUCAACAGCCCUCGCUCCCUCAGGCACCUCUGCAGACUGGAGGUCAGGAGGUGUCUCACCCUGAAGAGACUCAACAACCCCGAAAUCAUGAGCUCGCAGGUGUUUCCCCCCCGACUGAGGAGCUUCCUGUUGUACCAGGAGCUCGACCUCUACAGCCGGGACCCCCGGCGCAUCGUACCAACAUAACCUGGAAGUUCUAGAAUCCCACUCGUUUUUUAAUCUGUAUUAUUUGUUUCUUAGAAGUACAGUGCUGUACAAUAAAAAUGUUGUUGUGGUA
This is a messenger RNA of Gasterosteus aculeatus aculeatus (three-spined stickleback), 4178 nucleotides long. RefSeq names its product ankyrin repeat and SOCS box protein 15. The record is from RefSeq and is a predicted model, not a curated record. Gene Ontology annotation, molecular function: protein binding. Gene Ontology annotation, biological process: intracellular signal transduction. NCBI's taxonomy places the organism in Eukaryota, Metazoa, Chordata, Actinopteri, Perciformes, Gasterosteidae.